AUGGAUACAAAGGAGAAAAAAGUUAUGGAAGGUGAAAGUGGAAGGGAGAAACUUCUCGUUCACACUCACGAGUCAAUCCCAAACCACUCAAUGACCCAAUUUAAGACUUCAGCUUUUGUGCCUGGCCGACGAAUCUCUGAUAUUAUUCUUCUAACACAAGAGUUAAUGCAUCAAUACCAUAGGCAAACUGGUCCUCCUAGAUGUGCGUUUAAGGUGGACAUCCAGAAAGCUUAUGAUACGGUCGACUGGAGCUUUCUUCGGGCUGCUUUGUGUGGUAAUGUUCAUGGGUUUUUUAAAGGGAAGAGGGGGUUGAGACAAGGAGAUCCAAUGUUUCCUUAUCUAUUUAUGAUAGUCAUGGAGGUACUCACAGCCAUCUUGCAGACGGCGGCAUCUUUGUCGACUUCGUUUAAAUUCCAUAAUAAGUGCGAGAAACAAAUGAUAAUUAAUCUUUGUUUCGCUGAUGAUUUAUUUCUCUUUGCAAGAGGCGAGGUAAAAUCAGCAAAGUUGAUCAUGGAAUCAUUAACCAGGUGA
This is a messenger RNA of Helianthus annuus (common sunflower), 531 nucleotides long. RefSeq lists its product as uncharacterized. NCBI's taxonomy places the organism in Eukaryota, Viridiplantae, Streptophyta, Magnoliopsida, Asterales, Asteraceae. The transcript is spliced from 3 exons. The record is from RefSeq and is a predicted model, not a curated record. The coding region runs from base 1 to 531 and encodes 176 amino acids.